AUGCACUUGAAAGAUAAUAACUUGGCCGCUGGAGAUCUCAAGGCCCUUGAAUACUUUCAAUUCGCUGUAUGGCCUCUCUUCACCACUGCGGCUCAUCCUUGCCCACCACCCAUAUCUUUGGCCAUGGAAUUCCAACCUGUGCUACUGGCUGUAUGUGAAUUGGCCGAGGCGCAUCGCACACUGCGGGACGAGGCUGGAAGUAACACAGUGAGCGCACCGUUUGAUAAAAGAAUGAGCUGCUUGGCUUCAAUCAGGGAGCAGCUUCGAAUCAAUAACUCCAAUCAAGCAUCACUUUCACCUCUGCUGAUCGCAGUCUUUCUGCUCUAUUUUCUGGACGGCUUCAUUGAAUGUGAUCAUCAAUCUGCCUCGACAGCAAGUCACCACGUGGGUGUCCAAGCGAUCGUUGAUCACCUUGGAGGUUUCACAACUCUUAUCAAAAUGGGCCAAAAGGAUAUCACUAUGCUAUUAUCAGAGUUCGCAUCCACAGACCUGACAAAGGCUCUGCUGGACGAUCGAGCUCCUUGCUUUCCUGCUGAAAUCUGGACACAGAUAGAGCAUGGGACAGUGUGGUGGGACCAAGAAACAUACAAUGGCACGACACUGGCAUCGGUGUUUAGAAUAAUGGCAGAAAUGUCUUUAUAUCGCCAGCAAAUCAAAGGAGUUCCGGAGACAUUCUCAAUGGAAGUGGUGCGAGAUUUUGAGCGAUGCCUACAGCCGUCAUUCCAAAUUCUCAACACCGACCAUAUCAAAAACCCAAAUACUGACACUGUGCAUGAAUCAACGCUUGAAGCAAGGAUGCAGGCCGAUUCCUUCACGCGUGCUUUUCAACAUAGUGCGCUCGUCUACCUCUACCGAGCAAUUUGUGGCCUUCCACCGAGGCAUUGUCUGGUACAGCAACAUGUCCAGUCAUGUGUGGAGUGCAUCAAAAGCAUCUCGCCUCUUUCUAAAGCUCAUAACUGUAUAAUAUUUCCGUUGUACAUAAUGGGUGCCCACACAUUUCUGCAAGACCAGCAGGCCUUCGUCUUGGAGAGACUGGAAUUUAUAUACAAAUACUUGCGCUUCAACUCUGUGCUGUUGGUUCGCGCAGCGUUGGAGGAUUUGUGGACUUCGCCGCGGCAUAAUGGGGAUUGGUGGGAUAUGUUUAGAUCUCUAGGUGAACACGUACUCGUGAUCUAG
Penicillium vulpinum is the source of this 1176-nucleotide messenger RNA. RefSeq lists its product as uncharacterized. Gene Ontology annotation, cellular component: nucleus. The transcript has a single exon. NCBI's taxonomy places the organism in Eukaryota, Fungi, Ascomycota, Eurotiomycetes, Eurotiales, Aspergillaceae. Gene Ontology annotation, molecular function: DNA-binding transcription factor activity; transcription cis-regulatory region binding. Gene Ontology annotation, biological process: positive regulation of transcription by RNA polymerase II. The coding region runs from base 1 to 1176 and encodes 391 amino acids. The record is from RefSeq and is a predicted model, not a curated record.